AUGCCAAACUUCUAUUCUAUACCAACUCUUCUAAUUGUCAUCGUCUUAUCACAAGCACAAUCUGACGAUAACGCUGAAUUUCUGUUCGCAAAUGCCAAGAUAUGUGGCGAUCCGUUCUCUGAUCCUGUUUGGAUACCAACAUUGGAUAUGUGCAAUAUAGAAUGUGAUAAGGACACAGAAUAUUGCGUAGAAAACGAAGAACUUAAGCAAGAAUGCAAGAAAAGUAAGUCGUUUGAAUAA
Angiostrongylus costaricensis is the source of this 240-nucleotide messenger RNA. The record is from the annotation of a GenBank genome assembly. Lineage: Eukaryota; Metazoa; Nematoda; Chromadorea; Rhabditida; Metastrongylidae.